This is a messenger RNA of Theileria orientalis strain Shintoku, 3510 nucleotides long. RefSeq lists its product with no specific name. The transcript is spliced from 2 exons. NCBI's taxonomy places the organism in Eukaryota, Apicomplexa, Aconoidasida, Piroplasmida, Theileriidae. The record is from RefSeq and is a predicted model, not a curated record. Bases 1 to 3510 code for a protein of 1169 amino acids.
AUGAUUACAUACACAAAUUCUGGGGACAAUAACAGGCUAACUACAGGCACACGCGUUAGUUACAAUACCAUUGUUCGUUCGGCAGUUAACAGGGGACAUGUAAACAAUAGGGGUUCAGAAGGAAACAUAAGGGUGAUAUCAACAUCAAGGACCCCUCUCAGGGGUUCCAUUGAUAGUCAGAGUUCUUCUUGCAGACCAAGGCCAGAAAACUCUGCGAGGCAUUAUCAGAAUCCGAGAGAACAGCACCCGAACUCGGAGAAUCGUCACAGGGAACCCAUAUCAACCGUGGUGGUGAGAGAAGCUAGGCCUACUCCGGAGAGAAGAACAACAAUAAACAAUGCUCGCGUCAUACCAGACUCUUAUACUUUAUUCGAGGAGUUGAAGAGAUCUGAUGACGACAUAAAAAAAUAUGUCCACAUAUUGUCUACUGGCAAGUCCAGAUCAACAAUAGCAGUCGCAAAAUGUUUACACAAGGCAGUUUCAGACGCACAGAAAGCAUUUAACGACAUUUGCUAUUCUAACGCCCCUCUAUCCAUUUUUGCCAACCCCUUAGAUUUCAACAUCCAUAACAACAACGUAGUUAUGGAUAACAACAUUCCCAUCUUGUUCAAAAUCAACUGUGAGUGCAACAAAAUCUUUACCUUUUACAGAUACAGGGAGUUGGAAAACUACCUAGAAAUCUUUUACUCACAGGAGAUGCCACCGGUUAAAUCCGAGAUCAAAGAGGAACGUUUAGAUGGAGAGCUGCAGAUUCUGUUCUCCAACAUAAACCUGAGGAUCCAGUUGAUCACAAGGUACCUGUAUUUCAUGAAAAGCAACUAUCAAGAACACAUUCGUGAGGUUGCAGAAUUCCAACACAGAACCGGGAUGAUCACUGAGAUAGGCAACAACAGAGAGCUAUCCAAAAUAAUGCCAAUGCUGUUCCGCAUGUCAAAUCGCAUAGACCACCUUAUCUCUCUAGUCUCUUCCCACAAUUUCAUAAUAUACAGACUGAUUUAUGACAUAACGAAAAUCAAAAACAAGCAUUUGAGAAUCAGUUUGUUUAGAAGGGAGCUAGAUAAUUUGGAUAUAGUGAUCAGGCUCAUGGCAGACUACAACAACACAUCAAGGGCUAUUAAGAUAAUUAAUUUCUACAACGAUGACUUUAUCACACUGUUGGCGAAGUUGGACUCCGACUCAAUGGACACUGGAGCUGUUAUAGAGUGGAUUCUAUCGAUUAGGAUUGAUCACUACAGACAGACGUACCUGACGUCAAUCUGCCCCAAUUCAGCAGAUAGGACCACAAGGGUAGAAGAAAACAAUGCUGUUGGUUCUGGAGUAAUUCAGAAUGAGGAGUCAGUGGUUGUUGGUUCUGGAGUAAUUCAGAAUGAGGAGUCAGUGGUUGUUGGUUCUGGAGUAAUUCAGAAUGAGGAGUCAGUGGUUGUUGGUUCUGGAGUAAUUCAGAAUGAGGAGUCAGUGGUUGUUGGUUCUGGAGUAAUUCAGAAUGAGGAGUCAGUGGUUGUUGGUUCUGGAGCAAUUCAGAAUGAGGAGUCAGUGGUUGUUGGUUCUGGAGUAAUUCAGAAUGAGGAGUCAGUGGUUGUUGGUUCUGGAGUAAUUCAGAAUGAGGAGUCAGUGGUUGUUGGUUCUGGAGCAAUUCAGAAUGAGGAGUCAGUGGUUGUUGGUUCUGGAGUAAUUCAGAAUGAGGAGUCAGUGGUUGUUAGUCCUGGAGUUAAGAAGAUUAAGAAGGGUAAGAAGAACGAUGCUGAUGACGAUUUUGAUCGUACGAUAAAUGAUUUUAUUGCGUCUUCCAACCAAACAGAACAAAGACAGUGUGAUAGCCAGAGGAGAGGAGCACAAGGAAAUUAUAGAAAUAAGUACCAGAGUAACGGAAGAGUUGGGAAGAAAUCAAAGGCGAAGAAUAAGAAAAAGGGAAAGAAAAACAAUGGAGGCCAAGGUGCGCCAAUAUCUGGACAAAAUGGAUCUGGUGAAUUGAUCAUGGAUUCAUUUGUGUUCGAACAGGCAGGAGAGACGUCUGAAGUGGUUCCUUCAGAGUCUCCAAUAGAGAUCAAAAUGCCCUCAGAUAUAAGUGACCAGGAGCCAGUACCUGAGGAAGUUUCAGAUCUCAUAGGUCCCCAUGGAGGUGUGAAGACGGGAGUAGAAGACAGAAUGGCUGUAGAGGUAACGCCAAGUACAUCGGCCUCAGAUCAGGCGAGAAUGGUAGGACUGAGGACCGAGGAGGAAAGCAGCGAGGAAUCAGAAAGAACACCAGUUUCAGACGAAGGUCAAAGCCCAGACUUUAAGAGUAGCAGACAACAGACGCCGUCAACAUCUGAAACAGGAAGAGAAGAACCAGGAGAGGUGGAAGGAAAUGCGGAGGAGGAACCAGAGGAAACCGUGGAAACCGAGGAAACCGAGGAGCAAGAAAAUGAUGGAGCCCCAGACACAAUUAAUUAUAUAUAUACAGAAAACCUGCGCUUGGUAAAUCAUGAUCUAGGAUUCACCUCAGGAUUAAGUUUGUUAAAGAUGUAUAACUACCUGAUGAUGACCGGAGAAUACGAUCGCAAGCCGCAGGAGGCUUUCAAUGUUGACUAUGCCCUGAAGAUGCUGGAACAUUUGAAAAAUAAAGUAUUCAAACUCGACUGGCAUCUGGGUGUCAUAACAGAGGCAAUAAACGUGUUGAUACCGGCCUCAGCAAAUAUCAAGUUAGGCGAGGACCAGGACGGCUCAAUGUUAAAAGUCUCGAGGAAGGUGCUCUUGGGAUUGAUUCUUGAUUGGACCACAGUGAUGACAGCGAUGCACAACAUAUCGUCACUGUCAGACUACAUUAACCUUAUGAUUUUUAAUAACAAUCUUAGUUCGGAUAGCCUGACAAUGCAACUGAACAUUGUCAAUGAGAUUAUGGCAAACGUGUUUUCUGAAUACAAUUUUUGCUCAUACCAGAUUACGCAGUUAACAUCGUACAUGCAUUAUAAGGGCGAAACACCAUAUCUAAUACCAGAGGAUCACUGCAAUGAUGGCAACAAUGAGUCGGAGGAACGAUAUGAGAGAUCAGUGGAUGAACAAUCGGAGGAAUUAACAGAGGAACAAUAUGAGGAAUUACUGAGGCAAUUUCCAGAGGAAGAAUCGAAGGAACAACCGGAGGAAUCAGAAGAGCAACAACUUGAGGAAUCAGAAGAGGAACAACCGGAGGAAAAACCAUCAGUGUUAUUAUUUUUGUAUCCAAACGAGAUUAUUUGGGGAUGGUUGGAUGGAGCACUGAGAAACCAAAAAUACUCCAGAGAAGUGGCCAUUGACGAUAUUUACAAAGGGCAACCUUUACACUGGAAGAGUCAACCACUGAGUUAUCACACCACAACAAUCGAUCGCUUAUCAACCGGCACCCACGAAAAUUCAACCACUGAGUUAUCACAUUACAACAGUCAAGCACGUCGUCAGCUGUCAGCCCACAGCUCCACAACCAAUCUUAGUAGCUACCACAGCCUAAGAUUCGUCAACACUAGCAACCUUUACACUGGAAGAGUCAACCACUGA